Messenger RNA from Toxotes jaculatrix (banded archerfish), 2336 nucleotides. It is a transcript of the gene cks1b, whose product is annotated as CDC28 protein kinase regulatory subunit 1B. The transcript is spliced from 4 exons. The record is from RefSeq and is a predicted model, not a curated record. Gene Ontology annotation, cellular component: cyclin-dependent protein kinase holoenzyme complex; SCF ubiquitin ligase complex. The coding region runs from base 125 to 361 and encodes 78 amino acids. NCBI's taxonomy places the organism in Eukaryota, Metazoa, Chordata, Actinopteri, Toxotidae. Gene Ontology annotation, molecular function: ubiquitin binding; protein kinase binding; histone binding. Gene Ontology annotation, biological process: regulation of mitotic cell cycle.
GGGCUCGCAAACAUUCGAGAGGGAAACAAAGAAGGAGAAACAUCUCGCGGCAGUUGGACGCAAAACUGGAAUAAUUUACUUUUUUAAACUUCAGGACACCUUGCACAUUAAUAAGAUUUUCGUCAUGUCUCACAAACAGAUCUACUACUCUGACAAAUAUGACGAUGACAAAUACGAGUACAGGCAUGUAAUGCUACCCAAAGACAUUGCGAAGCGCGUACCCAAGACCCAUUUGAUGUCUGAGACCGAGUGGAGGAACCUGGGUGUCCAACAAAGCCAAGGAUGGGUGCAUUACAUGAUCCACCAGCCAGAGCCACACAUCUUGCUGUUCCGGCGCCCUCUGCCCAACCCAAAAUCAUAAGUGAGACAUACUCUGGGUCCAUGGAAGAUCAGUCCGACUUAUGUGCCACAGAUUGAUGCGUCAAAAUAGGGAUCAUGCAGAUUACCAACUCUUCUCUGGUAGGUAACUUGUAAUUUGGGCUGAUCAUGUUGGACCUUGAGGAGGACUAUCACAGUUAUGAACAGUGGUUGUGGAAUGGAGUAUGCCUUGAAGGAACAAAAUCAUCACCCUUCUCUUUGGGAAAAGACUUGUGCAUGUGUUAACAGUGACACACCGCCUGCCAGAAACAUUCAAAUCAGCUAACACUGUCUUUUUGACUUAACCUAUCUGUCCAACUUGAUGAACCUGCUUGGAUAUUCCAGCUUUUUAGAACAAUUGUUAUAAGAUGUGGGGAGAUAAACUUGUUCAAACAUUUGAGAGUCUAACAGAGUGUGUUCUGGGGCAAGCUCAGGCCACACCACAAGCCAGGUAGAAUAGUUGGAUCCCAAAUUAAGUUUAACUCUGAAACACCAAACUGCGGUUUUAAGUGACAUGUUGCUGCUUAGUUUAAAUGACACUGUAAAUUGGCAUUUAACAAUUUGUCAUGUGCAUGAAAAUCCGCAUUCAUAAUAGUCACCUAGAAACUAGUUUUGAUCACCUUUUCCAUAAGAGCAUAUAUUUGGGGGCCUACCAUAAAAAAAAUCUUUUUGAUGGGUCUGAUUGUACCAGUGAGCUGCUCAGUAUUUAUGAAUGUGUUGCCCUUUCUGAAAUAAAUGCAAACUUUUAAAUCUUAUUAGUGCAGACUUGUGUUAUGACAGUAUCUGUGGCUUACUGUUGUACAAUGUGUAAACUAUUGUACAAUUACGAGUCACAUGACACAUUAUAUGCAUGUAAUUAUUAAAAAAAAAAAAAAAAAAAGGGUGGUUGACAGCUGUGAUAGCAGUUACUACCCUAAAAAUGCUCUUAUAGAAUAAUCCUAGAUCACUGAAUCAGCUGCUGGAAAGGCAAUUACAUUUAUUAUUGGUUUGGUAUUGAAUGGUCUUGCAUUGCAGCACUUGGGGUGUGUUACUUACUUGUUCUGAAUACUUACACUCACCCACUCUGAUGUGUCAGUUUGCAAUCUGUCUCAUUUUGCUACCACGCACUAGCUGCUCUUUCACUUGAGGCUAAGGUUUUGCCUCAAAGUUGUUCUGUGAACUUGUGCCUUUUUGUAAAAUUUGCUUUUUAGUUCUUUCUGACAGAAAUAGUUUACAUAAUUUCACAUUUGGGUAUAGUGCUGUUGAACGUUUCAGAAUUAAUAAGUCAUUACAGGGAACGCCACGGUGCAUUUAGUGUUUGAAACAACUGAAAUCAUGUUGGAUCAAAUGCCUAGAUCUUUAGAAUUAGUCUGUGAUGGGGUUUGUCCUUGUCUGGUGAUCUUGACGACGAUGACAACACUAGAAUACUGGCUUAUUACAGAUGUGGAAUUGGUAAUACCCCAUUUUUGCAUUGUAACAUGUUGUAGCUGCAUCAAAAUGGAAAAAAAAAUUACUCAUCGUGGUUUGCCAUUUUUUUCCCCCUCCACUGUGUUUGACACGUCUUUGAACAGUCAGUGCUGGAAGAUUUACAAGAAACUUCACUUUAAACUGUAGUUUUUAUCCCAUCAUGUAGUAUUUGAUACAAACAAAUAUCCACCAGACAACAGCAUGAAGUUCUUUUGAAUACACUUCUCACAAAAUAAAAUAAAAGGAAAGCUUACAGUCAGUGCAGUGAAGGAUAAUUCCUAGCCUGUUCUCAAGGGCAGCUAGAUCUCUAACAAAAUUGUUAACUUGUGAACUUCACAUAACAAUGAAUGAUCCUGUACUGAACAAAGGAAAGAAAACACUUGAUAAUCAUAUAGAAACGGAUGUGCACCUGCUGCACCAGUUGAAACAUAUUGCAGUUAUAUCACAUGGCAUUUCAUUUGUGGCCUUUAUCAUUAAAAUGCAUUUUUCCUUCCACUGCAAAUGAUUUAACAACUUAACAGACUGAAUUUAAU